GCCCUCUGAUUUUAAAGCAUGUUUUAAACUGUUUUUGAGAUGGUGGCAAGCUUUAAAUUGAUUUUAUCCGCAUCUGAAUGUGAUUAAACUGAAAUGGAAAUUGUGACGGUUUUUAUGAGAAUUUCCUUGUUUUUCUGAAAUUGAGCAUGAUUGGAAAGAAAAUGAGGAUUUUAUUGAUUUUCUGGAAAUGAGCAUGAUUGAGAAAUGAAAAUGGAAAUUUCAUUAUUUUCGGGAAUUGAGCAUGAUUGGAAUGAAAUUGUUUUCAUUUCAUUGAGUAGAGCAUGCCUAUUUGGGAAUUGACGAAACUGUUUUGAUGAACUGAGAGUUUGCAAAUUCUGAGUUUCCUGUUAAAUCCAUGGUCACAUGGAAAUUUUCUGGUUUGUUUCUGAGAUUUGAGAUUGAUUGUGAAUUAUGGAUUUUUGGAAAUCCUACAUGGUUUUGUCUCGGAUAUAGUCAUGAUUACUGACGCUCGCUAGUGGGAGCUGUAAACGCUAGCACAUGUCGACAUGUAUUUCUGUAGAACCGGUUCACCCUGCCUAUGGGGUUAAACACUGGCACCAUUACUGACGCCUGCCAGUGGGAGUGUGUAAACACUGGCACCAUUACUGACGCCUGCCAGUGGGAGUGUGUAAACACUGGCACUAUUACUGACGCCUGCCAGUGGGAGUGUGUAAACACUGGCACUAUUACUGACGCCUGCCAGUGGGAGUGUGUAAACACUGGCACCAUUACUGACGCCUGCCAGUGGGAGUGUGUAAACACUGGCACCAUUACUGACGCCUGCCAGUGGGAGUUUGUAAACACUGGCCAUGACUUAUGGAUGAGACUACUGAACUGAGUUUUAUUCCGCAUGAACGGUUUGUCAUGAAAGCUUUGUUAUGCUUAUAUGGUUUACUUGGCAUGCUUAAAAGUUUUACCCAAGGGCUAUCCAUAUUUACUUACUGAGUUAUCUCAUAGUUUUCCUUGUCCACCAUUUCAGGAAACGAAACUGAGGACGGGGAAAUCGAGGGGAGUGACGAGUUAGAAGGCUAACCAUUCAAUUGGGGUAUAAGUUUUAGAUUCUAUCAUCCUUUUGUAAGGUUGAUUUUAUUCAUGAGAUUUUGUGAUUUGGAUAAGUUUUGAGCCUUGUGCAUUCGUGGGACCCGUCUCACGAGUGCACGGCGUCUGUCGCGCCUCGAGAUCGGGUUUUGGUUCGUGACACCCAGCCUUUUAACAGUUUCAUGGCAUUAGGGUCCUCCAAACACGAAGACAAGGGUACUAGACUACUGGCAAGAAAGGUCAGCACAAGUUUGAGGGCUUGUUCAUACCAUAAAUUGCAAAAAUUUAAGAUCAUGCCACAUGUCAAAUAUUUUUAAAUGGAUGGAGGAGAUUUUGCCAUAUCAAAUAUGUAAUUCUGGGUCCAUAAUAGAUUAAUUGCCACAUUAGAUGAAAGGAGUUAAAAAUAUAAGGUUUUAUCUUUUAAUUACCUUAUUUAGUUAAAUUAGGUCUAUUUUGGCUGAAAUAUAGGAGAACAUUUCAGUUAUGUGUAUGGGUUAUGAGAUAAUGGGAUAGAUCAUGAAAUCUGGAAGGUAAUCUGACCCUAUCAAUUGCUGAGAUGUCCCACUUUAUUAAGAAAAACUGCCCACAAUUUGGUAACUACAGAAAAUGGGGAGCUAUAGCUGAAAAAAGGAGAAUAAAAGAGAAGUUUUGGAAGAGAAAACACACGGUUAGCCCUACUCAAACACUUGUAAAUUUUUAGACUUUCAUUUUCUCUACAAUUGCUUCUAGAUUUCAGAUUUUAGUACAAUUUCUAGUAGAUCUAGGUUGUUUUUCAUC
Messenger RNA from Rubroshorea leprosula, 1815 nucleotides. The record is from the annotation of a GenBank genome assembly. NCBI's taxonomy places the organism in Eukaryota, Viridiplantae, Streptophyta, Magnoliopsida, Malvales, Dipterocarpaceae.